This is a messenger RNA of Diospyros lotus (date-plum), 711 nucleotides long. RefSeq lists its product as uncharacterized. The transcript has 2 exons. NCBI's taxonomy places the organism in Eukaryota, Viridiplantae, Streptophyta, Magnoliopsida, Ericales, Ebenaceae. The record is from RefSeq and is a predicted model, not a curated record. Bases 108 to 554 code for a protein of 148 amino acids.
CUUGGCUCCGGAAAGGCGGGUCGCCCGGUCGGUCUGCGAGAAAAAAAAAACGAUUGGUUCGGGCGAGCGGCGUUGGAGGAGGAGAGAGAAAGAAGCGGCAGCCAUCCAUGGCGUUGCUCUCCGUCGCCCUGUCUCUUUCCUCUUCAUCUUCUACGGCGGCUCUAGGUGUUGCGCCGCCGCUAACAGCCGCUUCUCGCCCAGCCCCCCAUAUCGGCAGCCGGCAGCCCUCCGCCUUGCUGAUGCCGCCUCUACCUCUUCGACGACGAACAGCAAUCGCCCGUGGCAGUCGGAGGCGGAAGCCUGAGGUCGUCUGCAUGGCGCCCGAAGAAGAGAAGAUGACUCGCCGUUCUCCUCUCGAUUUUCCCAUCGAAUGGGACAGGCCCAAGCCUGGGAGAAGACCAGAUAUAUUCCCCCAGUUUAGCCCUAUGAAAACACCGUUGCCACCACCGUUGCCUGCUGAUCCCCCGGAAGAAGAUGAGGAAGAGGAGGAAAAGAAAGAGGAAGAAGAAGAAGACCCUGAAAAGGAGGAGCCAGAGAAACCAGAAACACAAUAACACUUACCUUCUUUACUAUGGAGAAAAUUUCCUGGACACUUACAUAGGCGGGUGCUAUUCAUUUAUUUGUAUACUGUGGUCUUAUUGAUAUACCUCUUUGCUGCGGUUUCCUUGCAUCAUUUUGAUAAUCGAUAUUGGGUUGGACACACUUGGGACA